AUGCUAGUCAUCCUUUCAUGGUAUGGUUCUGCGCUUCUCAUCGGCUCAGCGUGGGAUGCAUUCGUCAAUAAUCCCAUAAGCUUCGGAGUAGAAACUACUUAUACCGACUGGGACACUAAGUUACCAGCUGUUGCUGUUUGUGAACUAGACAAUGAUGAUAAGAUAUUUAAUGUUUCCGAUACAAUUUGGACGCCAGACCAUUUAAUAGACCUCGAAGAUGCAUUACGCGACAUAGCAUAUUUCCGUGGUUUCGCCUAUAGACUUGUCGACGUAUGUUACGCUCCUAAAAACCCGGAUGCCCAAUGUCCAACAACUAACUAUACAUAUUACGCAGAACUGGUCCGAAGUCCAUGUUCUCAAUUGCUACAGAAUUGCUCGUAUAAUGGAAACGAAUUUGACUGUUGCGAAUACUUUCUACCAUUGCAAACAGAUAUCGGAAUGUGUUAUACAAUUAACUCUAUUCAAGUAGAAAAUCCUAAAAUAUAUCCCAUGGUUAGUAAUAAACAGCAUAAACAAGGAAUUUUAAGCUUCGAGGUGUUGCUGAAACAUGCUAUGUUAUACACGCUGGGUGAAGACGAAGUGCCGACUGUAACUACGCUAACUUCAUCCACAUUGAAAUUAUCGUCUGGAAAAAAUUAUCAACGUCAUUUAACAGUGAGGAACAUAGAAAACGACCCUCUUGUUGCUCAAACGACGCGGGAGCAGAGAGCAUGCCGUUUCAACGAUGACAACCAAGGCGGUCUCUACCCCCACUACUCAUAUAGUUCGUGCACUGUGCUCUGCAGAAACAAGAGGCAGUUGGAAUUAUGUGGAUGCAAUGAUCAUUUUAUGAUUGGAUCUAUAAUUACAGCGGAAUUAAGACGCUGCAACAUAUCCGGGAUAUCAUGUCUGCACAGCCACGCCAGCGACCUGACCACUCUCAAACCACCAUGGAAUAAACGACCUGGUCUGGCGUGCGACUGUCUGCCCUCUUGUGAUGAAACUGAAAUCACUGUUAUUAAAGAUGUCGUUAGAACUAAAGGUGGGCGAUCUAAAAAGAAGAAAGCCUUCGUUGAGCUGAUACUCGCCUAUUUGCCGACUGAAAGAUUCAAAAGGAACGUCGUUAGAAGUCGUCUUGAUUUAGUUGUAUCUGUUGGAGGCACAGCUGGAUUAUUCGUGGGCGCUAGUUUACUAAGCUUUGUAGAAUUGAUUUUCUUUUUCACUAUAAGACUAUUCAACAACAUUUAUUUAAAGAAAUUAAACUCUAGAAGAGACCUAGUUCCCGACAGGAUACGUACAGUUAAAGUUGAUGCAACACCGUAUCACUAUUGCCUUAUUAUUGUUUAA
Molecule: messenger RNA, 1326 nt
Organism: Zerene cesonia (dogface butterfly)
Lineage: Eukaryota; Metazoa; Arthropoda; Insecta; Lepidoptera; Pieridae
Product: sodium channel protein Nach-like
Exons: 9
Coding region: 1-1326 (441 amino acids)
Biological process (GO): sodium ion transmembrane transport
Cellular component (GO): membrane
Molecular function (GO): ligand-gated sodium channel activity
Source: RefSeq, a predicted model, not a curated record